AUAGUUUUUUUGGACGACGCUUACAUGAUGAGCAGAGAGCUAUCGGAAGAGACUGGAAAGGAGUCAAGUGGACUUCCUUCACAACGUUGAUCGCAUCUUGGUUAUGCGAGAUGGAAUGAUUGUGCAGUCAGGAAGAUACGACGAAUUAGUGAGCUCCGGGUUAGAUUUUGGAGAACUGGUAGCAGCGCACGAGACAUCAAUGGAGCAAGUUGAAGCUGGGUCGGCAUCAGCCACUGCAGCAAAUGUGCCAAUGGCAUCACCAAGAACACAGAGAACUAUUUCAAUAGAGUCUCCGCGUCUACCACCAACACCAAAAUCUCCCAAAAUACAUAGAACUACUUCAAUGGAGUCUCCAAGAAUACUUAGAACUACUUCAAUGGAUUCUCCUCGUUUAGGUGAGCUAAAUGAUGAAAGCAUCAAAUCGUUUCUCGGCUCCAACAUCCCAGAAGAUGGAUCAAGACUGAUCAAAGAAGUCGAUGAUUUGGAUGAUGAAGCUUUUGAUGAUGAUAUUGUUUAUGUUAGGGAUGAUUGUGAAGGUUUGUUAGUGGUAGAUUGAUAGGUAUGUUUGUGGUUUUUGUAAACAAUGAAAUUUGAAAUGGGUUACUAAACAUUUUAAUAUUUAUAUAUUUUGUAUUAAUUUUAA
This is a messenger RNA of Arabidopsis lyrata subsp. lyrata, 643 nucleotides long. RefSeq names its product ABC transporter C family member 14-like. NCBI's taxonomy places the organism in Eukaryota, Viridiplantae, Streptophyta, Magnoliopsida, Brassicales, Brassicaceae. The record is from RefSeq and is a predicted model, not a curated record. The transcript is spliced from 2 exons. The coding region runs from base 104 to 556 and encodes 150 amino acids.